AAUGAUAAUACUGUGUACACAGCUGACCAUUGUAUGCAUUGGAAUGAUUUCCCAUGCAAAACCUGUUUGGUCAUUUCCUUGACGCUGCUACCGUUGUAGAUUAUCAAUUUUAUUGUUUUUUUUAACGCCGUAUAGUGGUGUUGGUCCGUUCGUUUGUGUAAAGUUUACGUGCAUUUUCUUUUGAUAGAGAGACGGUGACGUUUUCGCAUGUUUAUCCGUCGCUCGUGAGCCGUGACUCUUGUGGUGACUUACAGUGGUAAAAUGACGUAUAGCGUCUGCCGGUACCUAAUAUCGUUUCUUUUGUUAACGAAGUGAAGAAACUACCAUGCCUGUAAACGGUCUUGAUCAUGAAGAAUUGGUUGUUUUGCCUCCGUUGCCCCCAGAGAUUCUGCGGACGACCGGAGGAACCAACAACAAUAAUAACAACAACAACAACAACAACAAUAACAACCAAGCGUUUACUGUACGAGACCGCCUGUUUUAUGCUUUAUUCUAUAAAGCCACCCUCGGUUACGCGAGGAUAUUUCCCAGACCUUUUAGAAGACUAAUUGAAUUUGUGUUUUUAUUAAAAGCAGUGCUGUCUUUUUUCAUUCUCGUUUAUGUCCACAUGAAUUUUUCGCGCAUGCCGUCUAAUUGUUUAGAUAAUGUCAAAGACGUCUGGCCCAGAGACGGAAUAUUGAGGGUAGAGAUCAUCAGACCCUUUCAGCGUGCACAAGCCGAAAAGGACGGCACUCUAGAAGAUUUGUUCUCGGUAGAAAAAUCUUAUGAACGAGAGUAUCGACUCAGACAAGUAGAAACAAACGAUGAAAAUGCUUCAAUUUUUUUGAACCCCUUUACCAAAAUAAAUAACCAUGAAAAUAACGAAGAACAAGUUGGAAUUGAACCAUCGACUGAAGAAUAUACUGGGAACAAACAUCGAGAAGCUAGUACACCUAAAAAUAAUUUUUUCAAUUUUAAAAGUGACAUUUCUUACACAGAACACGUAAACGAUGAUAAAGUCGCCAAAGAAGACAUAACCAGUAGUAUAUUGAGUCGAUCCGAUAAUGGUAUGAGCGAAUCAAAUUUUUCUGAUGUCAACGAAUCUGCACAAUUCCGUUCAACUAAAUACGCAAACAGCAGUCUUAGAGGGAUAACAGGACUCAACGAAAGCGAGUUUAUUCAGCCCACCAGUAGUUCGGACCUCGAAAUCGAUAUUGAUAACAUGUACUUGGACAACUAUAUCGUCGAGUAUGCUUUGGAGUAUGGCUUUUUGCGUUUGUCACCCGCCGCCAGAAGACGGUUGGGCAUUCCGGUGAUGAUGGUCGCUCUGGAGCCGGGCCGGAACAAGUGUUUCGGCGAUCCUUUGGGACAGUUCUUUUUGGAAAACUUGCUCGGCUACGAUGAUCUCCUCAUGUCUUCCGUGAAAUCGUUGGCCGAAAACGAACAAAACAAAGGAUAUCUCAGGAACGUCAUCUCCGGUGAACACUACAGGUUCGUCAGCAUCUGGAUGGCCCGGACGUCGUACAUCGCUUCAUUCUUCAUAAUGGUCGUGUUUACCGUUUCGAUAUCGAUGCUGUUGAGGUAUUCGCACCAUCAAAUAUUUGUGUUUAUCGUGGAUUUGCUGCAGUUGUUGGAUUUUCACGGUUCGCUGUCUUUCCCCGCCGCCCCUCUGUUGACCGUCAUCCUGGCUCUGGUCGGCAUGGAGGCGAUAAUGUCGGAAUUUUUCAACGACACCACCACCGCGUUUUACAUUAUACUAAUCGUGUGGGUGGCUGAUCAAUACGACACCAUAUGCAGCCACUGUCCGAUCACGAAAAGGCAUUGGCUAAAGUUUUUCUAUCUGUACCACUUCUCGUUCUACGCCUAUCACUACCGGUUCAACGGCCAGUACAGCGUUUUGGCGCUGGUCUGCUCGUGGCUCUUCAUUCAGCAUUCCAUGAUCUACUUUUAUCAUCACUACGAGCUGCCGUACGUGCUACAGCAGCACCAGCUGCAGCACGUGCUCAUCCACAGGCAGCAUCCACACCAUCCGCAAGCGCCGCCCGGCGGACACGCGGACGCCAGGCGACCCGAGACCGGCGGCGGCGGCGGCGGCGGAGGCCCACCGGUGGAGUUGACGCUCAGGCCAAUGAUGAACGGCAGCAUCAUGACCGGACUGAACAACCUGGGACGUCUGCGCACGGUACUGCUGCGGAGACGGCGGGUGUCCCGCAACGCGGAUUCGCCGAAUGCCAACCAAACGGCGGUGGCGGCCGCGGCCGCGGCAGAAGUUGCCGCUGAGAACGGACCAAACGAGCAGACCGGCAACGGCGGCGGCGGCGGUGGUGGGGAUCCGACGGCGGCGGCGGCGGCGGAGGCGGGGGCGGCCUAGUAAUAUUUAUGGUAAUCGACCCCCACUGAAAUUGUGGAAAAACCCAUUUUUUUAACCUUUCCCCUCCCCCCCCCAUGUUAACGGUUUUUUUUUUUUAAUUAAUCGGAGAGCUAAGAUUACAACACACUUAUGGUUAAACGCUACAAAAAAAAAAAAAAAAAAAAUAUAUAUACAAUAAUAUAUUAUGUUGUUCGCCUCUUGUGCGCGCGGCCAAGAUUAUAAAAAAACUUUUCUAGAGGGCUGUUUUGUUUUUUUUUUUUUUAUUUCAUAUAAUAAUAUGUUUUUAGUUUGUAAAUUACGAGUUGUGUAUAUUUCUAUUAGAUCAUUUUGUGUAUAAAUAAUAAUGAUGAUACCUAUAUAUUAUAUAUUUUGUGAUUACUGUUAAUUAAAAACAAAAAACAC
Molecule: messenger RNA, 2752 nt
Organism: Adelges cooleyi (spruce gall adelgid)
Lineage: Eukaryota; Metazoa; Arthropoda; Insecta; Hemiptera; Adelgidae
Product: membralin
Exons: 12
Coding region: 326-2350 (674 amino acids)
Biological process (GO): positive regulation of ERAD pathway; response to endoplasmic reticulum stress
Cellular component (GO): endoplasmic reticulum
Source: RefSeq, a predicted model, not a curated record